UUAACCUCAAAACGCGCACGUUCACGCACAGCCAAGGCGUGUUAUGACGUCUUGCAGGAGAGCGCGCUAUGAUGAUGGCGGUACGUGCACGCGCAGCAGCAGUAAUGGCUGCUUCAGAUCGGCGGAGUUCUAUCCCAGUAGAGUUCGUAGGACAAAGUUGGAGCUCCUGGAUAGAUAAGACCAACGUUUCCGCAUCGGAAGCGUCAAAUACAGAAGAAUGCAGCAAAAAUGUGAAGAAAAGGAUGGAAACCAUGACACUCAGGAAAGAAGACAUGUCAAUCUACGGCCACUGCCCAGCGCACGACGACUUUUUCCUGGUGGUGUGCAGCCACUGUGGCCAGGUGGUGAAGCCGCAGGCGUUUGAGAAGCACUGCGAGCGGAGGCACGGCCCCAUCAGCAAGCUCUACCCCGACCAUUCCCUGUCGAGCCCCCUGAAGCGGCCCAGGCACGGCCGACCUCCGGGCCAGCACAGCGCCGGCACCGCCGCCUCGCGGGAACCUCGGGAGAGGGAGAGGGAAAAGGAGCGUGAGCGGGAACGAGAGCGGGACGGGCGAUGGCAGGAGCCUGGGUCACCCCGCGCCCCCGCACCACCACCACCACUACCACCUCCUCCUCCUCCAGCGCCUCCUGCUGCUCCCGCUGCUGCUGCACACCGCCCUCCCAAAGCGCAGAAAGAGGGCGUCAGCACGGUGCCCGGUGACAAACCGUCGCAAGGAACCCCGCCGUCGCCCCCGCACUCUUCCGCCCCUAGUCCCCGGGACCCCCCAUGGCGGCACGGUGCGGUGCAGCCAAGCGUGCCCUCGCCGGGAGAGAAGCCCCAACAGAAGGGGAGCAGCCAGGGUCCCCCUGCAGACUCACUCAGCCCCAUGCGCGGGCCCAGGACUUACAGCAGGACCUACAAGAAAGUGCACAAGAAGGAAUUGGACUUGGACAAGCACUGCGGAGUCCUUGAUCCAGAGAGGAAGAAAGUUUGCACCAGGCUCCUAACGUGCAAUAUUCACUCCAUUCACCAGCGUAGGCAGGUUGUUGGAAGAAGCAAAAACUUUGACCAGCUGGUCACGGAACUGAAGAUGGGUGCCAAGCGGGCGCCCGUCCUCGCCGAUACGGAGCCACCCGUCCCAGAGACCACCGUGAGCCAGACUGGACCCCCUCACGGCAAACGGCCACCAAAUUGUGUUAAUCUCAGGCCCCGGACGCCGUCGGAGAGUGGUGUGGAGGAGGAGAUGGAGGUUCCGGUGGAGGAGGAGGAAGAGGAGCUGGCCCCCCAGGCCAACAACAAUCACAGCCGGGUGUCCAGCGAGGAGAGCGAAGGGGAGGGCCAGGAGGAGCCCUUGGACCUCCCCUUCAGCACAUGGCACCCCAAACCGCUCGGGUUUUGUACGUUUGGCAGUCGCGCGCUGAGCUGCAGCGUGUUCACGUUUGACCGGCGCCUCCACCACCUGCGGUCAGCCGUCAGUGCCAUGGUAGAGCAGCACCUCAGCGCACAUCUCUGGAAGAAAAUCCCCCAGGUGGCAGACACGCGGCCCCACAGGACAUCAGCAUCAACAUCAUCCUCCUCAUCCGUAUCCAGCUCUCAGGACCCCUCGGCCACCUCCUCCUCUUCGCUCCGCACCUCCUCGCCCUCCUCCUCCUCCUCCUCCCUCAGGACUAGCGGCUCCUCUCUCCCCCAGCGCGGGGCGAGGGAGACCUCCUCAGGACAAUCAGAGACUAAAGGUGGCAGCAGCAGCAGUAGUAGUAGUAGUAGUAGUCGAACCCCCGCCGCCUCCGGUCCCGGGCGACCCAAGAACCCCGUGGGCCGACCCAGCAAACAGCAGCUGCGGCUCCGAGAACUAGAACAGGAGCGGGAACGCGAACGGGAAAGGGAGAGAGAGCGGGAACGGGAGCGAGAGCGGAGUAGGCGGGCGAGCGAAGUGGGGACAUCGCCGGGGUCGGCAGGUCGAGAGGAGAGGUCGCAGCAGCAGGAUCAGUCUCCGUCGCCAGCCAGAGGCAGUCGAGGGGGCUACGAUCGCUCAGCUGCCGAGGAGCGAGUUUUUACGCCGUCUCCCGACAAAUCAGCGUCGGCGACCACCACAUCGUCGUCGUCGAGCCCGGCGUCCCAGCGGCCUGUGAACGGGGCGCUGUCGCUCCUCAGCAGCAAGGGCCGCCCCUCCUCCUCGUCAUCAACAGCCCACGCCCCCCAGGCACGCUCGCCCUCAUUGGCCAAGAGACCACCCGGACACACCCCCUCCACGCCUCCUGAGCACUCCAGAGGAGGUGGUGGUGGCGGCGGAGGAGGAGGAAGUGGAGGAGCGCACCGUAGGCUAGAGUCCAGCUACGACCACCACAAGGGCCUGGGCAAGAAGCGCAAGGCCACCAGCGGCGUGUCCCCUCCCGUCACCCCCUCCUCGCCCCGGCAGCCUCCCAAGUCGUCCCUGGGCCUGUCGUCCCCGACUCCCCCCUCCUCCUCCUCACAUUCCAGCUUCUUCUCCUCCUCUUGGAAGAAGGACAGCAAAGGGGCGGGAGCAGCCUCAGCGGCGGGGGCGGCCUCCCUCGGCCUGGACAAGAAGCUCGACACACAGAAGCCAAAGCUUCACCACUGAGGCAGGUCAGCCUUAGGACCACUAGGAGAACAAGCCUACUGCCACCUAUUGCCACAGAAUUUAUAUGCACAGGACAGACCGGGCGAGCUGUACUGAACACAGCUGGCUCCAGUAUUUCUUUCUUUUUUUGUAUGUGUGUGGGUGGGUGUGUUUGUGCGUGUGUGAGUGUAUGGGUAUGUGUGUGACUUUGUAAAAGUGUUUAUGAAAUGUGAAUAUGCGAGAAUGAAUGAGACAGAGAGAGAGAGAGAGUUGCCUCCCCGAGUAUGAGUACAGAUAUACCUCAAGACUUUCCUAAGAUGCUGCUAAAUAGAAAAAAAUUGUCAAUUAAUGGAAAAAAAUGAAUUAAAUAUCCCUAACACUUGAAUAACA
Molecule: messenger RNA, 2948 nt
Organism: Engraulis encrasicolus (European anchovy)
Lineage: Eukaryota; Metazoa; Chordata; Actinopteri; Clupeiformes; Engraulidae
Gene: atxn7l2b
Product: ataxin 7-like 2b
Exons: 10
Coding region: 69-2579 (836 amino acids)
Source: RefSeq, a predicted model, not a curated record